Messenger RNA from Paramecium sonneborni, 1754 nucleotides. NCBI's taxonomy places the organism in Eukaryota, Ciliophora, Oligohymenophorea, Peniculida, Parameciidae. The record is from the annotation of a GenBank genome assembly.
UAAAUUAAUAAAACUUAUUCCAUAAUGUUGAAGAAAUUGCAAUAGUAAGCUAAGGAAGCUUAUAAUCAAAAAUUUGGAAAAGAAAAAUAUUAAGAAAUGGAAGAAGAAAAGAACAAUAAACAACCAGAUUCAUCAUUCUCACAAUUCAACGCAACUCUUCAAUUUAAUUAAGUUGAUAACAAUUUAUGUAAUAAGUACAAUAAUUAAAGCAAUUAAUAAUAAUCAAGAAUAGAUUAUUGGAAUGACAGAUAGAACUUAGAUUGAUUUUACUAAAGCCCUAAUACCAGAAGAACUCCAAUAAUAAAUGCAAGAAUAAGAAAUUAAAGAGAUAGCCAUUUAAAAUAAUAACAAGGAGUAUAAGAAACCAAAAAAAAAUGAUGAUAUGCCAGAAUUUUUAACUAAAAAAAUUUGUUUAAAUGAAAAUGGAGAAAACUACUAUGAAAUAGCUGCCAAAAAAGCUAAGGAAUAAAAUAGUACAUUAUUCUAAUUAAAACAUUUUGUGUCCACAAAGGCUAUUAGUGUUCAAUAAUAAGUCAAAGUAAAUAUAGUAUUAUAUACAAAAAGAAAUCUUUAAAAAAAUUAGAUGCUCAUGUCAAAAAGAAAAUUUUAGAGAAAAAAUAGCAUAUAAAUCUUUGGAUAGCUGGAUAACUAGAUACUAAAAUUGUAUCUUUAAUGAGUAAUAUGGAACCAAAAAUUUCAGAGAGCGUAAAGAAAUCUGUACCUUUUGAUUUUAUGUAAGAUUUUAUGCAUGAUACAGCCAUAAAUUUAUGGAAAGACUUCACAGAUUUAGUUAGAUUAGAAAUAAGAGCAAAACUUGAUACUAAAAAAGUAGAAAUAAAAAAAAGAGACGUUAAAGGUUUAUUAAGUUAAUUUAAAAAUUUUAUUUUGUAUUCUCUUUAUCCUGCGGAUCUUACAACUAAAGAUCAUAUGAGUAGAAUUUCAUACAAAAUAAUAAAAUUAUUACAAUUUACACCAUAUAUGGGUUUAUAGCCGCUAAUAUUUUCUAUUAUUUUACUUUGCAUUCAUAAGGUAAACUUUAAUUUUAUUAGUUUAGGAAGAAUAUUAAUUAGUAAAUUACAUAGCAGAUUAUAAAUCAAUAUAAUUCUUAACUAAUGGAUUAUUUCCUUGUCUAAUUGCAUAUUUUUAUUAAUUUUUUUAUGACUAAGGACCAGGUAAGCAUCAUUCAUUAUUUGUGCUUACUAUUACAUUUUUAGCUUAGUUUAUCAAUAUUUGGAUAGCAUUUUACUUACUGAAACAAUCACAUUCUAAAGGAGAAGCUUUAAAAGCAGAACUAACAAUUACUUAAGAAGAGAAAGGUGGUAGAUUAAGAUAUUUCUUAAUUUAUGAUUUGAUCUGCUUGAUAAUAGUUGUUGGUGUAUCAAGUAUUUCUUUUUAUAAUUUUAUUUUUAGUUAUUAUAUAUAUAGAACAUACUAUAAAUGACCCAAAAUAAUCAUUUGGAGAUUUAUUAUUUUUUACAAGAACUAUAUAUGCAUUUUUAAGUUUUCCUUUCAUUAUCUUUAUUUUUCCAUUUUUUGUAAAAUUAUUAACAAAUGCAAUUUCUACUGGAUAUGAUAAAUAUGGUAAUUGUAUUUAAGCAUUAAAUUCAAUUUAAAUGAGUUAUCAAUAAGCAGCUUUAACUAGAAAAGAAGAUGUAGAUAUUGAAGAAAUUAUUGAUUAAGAUGAUCAAUAAAUUGAUGAUAAUGUAGAUAAAUCUAAGAAACAAAAUUAAAGGCUAAAUAAAACUGUUGGAUGA